UAGAUACUGAAGCCUGUUCCCUUUCGACAUGGAAAAGUUUUUCAUCACUUUCCCAGCUGCCAGGCUCCAGCAGGUCGGUCACUGGGGCAGUUUGAGCAGUGCUGAUUCCUGUCUAUUUUCUCUGAAGCCAUUUUGACUUGUGGUACCAGCUGCGGGGGGGAAAGGUCUCAGAAAAGCAAUUCUGUCAUGCCAAGCUGAUAAGGAUAGAUUCGGAAUUCCAGAACAGGUUUCUUCUCAUUUGUUGCUGAUCACUCCACUACAGCUUCUCCCAUACCAUCCAGAUGUAGGCAUACAGCUGUAUUUAAGAGUUAAGUCCUUUCUGACCAUCUGCACGUAGCCCUAAGAUGCCCAUCUGAACCUUUACUCCAGCAGGAGUUUACUCGUUUUCCUGGCGGGUAUAUGUCAUUAGCAUGCUCUUAGAGAGCACAGUCAUGUUUUUACUAAGGGCUAGUCUAUUGGGAUUAUUUUUGUAGGUUCUCUUCUGAAGAUCUGAUGGUGCUACAUCCUUUUCCCUAUUUCUUUAUAACUCCACAAAAGAGAGUCUUCUGGAGACAAGGUGCAGAAAGGACAGAUGGAGAAAGAGUCGAAUGUGAGAUCAGAGGGCAGAGGGUCCCAGGUGCUGCUGCAGCCAAGGGAUUCUGUGCCAGGGGCUCAUUUAUCACAGCUUGUCUCCUGGCAGCCUGUGCUGCAGGAACGAAAGUGAGACAGACGAAGGGAGAUCAAAGCAGGCGGGGGAAAUGGAAAAUUACCCACCCUGUCUAGUCCAUAAUCAUAAAUAAAGAUGUUAAUGGAGCCCCAUUCUUUGGAGUCAAAAGAUCCUCUCUCUUUCCACUCUGCCUUCCCGGGUCUAGCUCUCUGAUUCUCUUUCUUCCAUCACAUUUUGCCUAGCCUUUGGGUGCAGGUGGGGAAGGUUAAGGGAGGGAGGUGGCAGCUUGCAUAUUCGUUGUUCAUGCUCAAGCAAAGCCGCUCACCCAUCAAGCCUAGUUCAUACCUUCCUCUUGACCCUUUAGCCCUUCGGCCCCUUCCCCAGUUGUUUGGGGAUAUGAAUGAGUUUGUUUACUGUCUGUCGACCUCGUGAUGUCUUUGCAUAGACAUGACCCAAAGUCAUUAUUCCUUUUGGGCUUCUCUGUUUCCAUGACUACCAUCUCAGGGUUGGCUACUUUCCCAAGGUCACCAUAGCAACUAUCAGAGGGGAAUCAUGCUUGGGAUGCUUUGGCUGGGUUUUUCAUGAAUGAUUAGAAUGUGUGACACAAUGCAGACGUGAAAAUGAGGAGGGAGGGUGGAGGGGACCGGUUGGUGGGUGGCUGUGGGGAGAACUCCCGCCAGACACAGUCUGCGUGCUGCUGCCCAUCUCACUCUCCAGCUACAGGCUUCGAAAUCCAGCUCAUUGACUCCCUUGCUCAUCAGGGACCACGGGGUAGUCUCAGCCGGAGUCCUUCCAUGCUCUUCAGAUCGUGGGGUCAGGAUGUUGGGGGCAGCAUAGGAGGAGGUGGUGAUGUCACAACUGCAGUGCCCUUUUCCGCGUUGCAUUUUCCAAUCAGUUCUGUCCAGGUGACUGUGCCCAGGUUAUGACGACUAAUCCUAAACCAAACAAGGCAUUAAAGGUUAAGAAGGAGUCAGGAGAAAACGCCCCGGUGCUCAGCGACGAUGAGCUGGUGUCAAUGUCUGUGCGAGAGCUCAACCAGCACCUCCGGGGCCUCACCAAGGAGGAGGUGAUCCGUCUGAAGCAGCGCCGGCGCACGCUCAAGAACCGAGGCUAUGCCGCGAGCUGCCGCAUCAAGAGGGUGACCCAGAAGGAGGAGCUGGAGCGGCAGCGGGUGGAGCUGCAACAGGAGGUGGAGAAGCUGGCAAGAGAGAACAGCAGCAUGAAGCUGGAGCUGGAUGCCUUGCGCUCCAAAUACGAAGCGUUGCAGACGUUCGCCCGCACAGUGGCCCGAGGACCCAUUGCUCCCACCAAGGUCGCCACCACCAGCGUCAUCACAAUUGUCAAAUCGGCUGAGAUUUCAUCCACCUCGGUGCCCUUCUCAGCUGCAUCCUAGUGCUACGGGCAGCUGCGGGGUAGAGGGUGGGCAGGGUGAGGGCGGGGGGACUGGCAGCCCUUUGAGAAGGGGACAGGUCUCAGUCCUGUUGAGUCUCCUCAGAAAUGGCACAAACCACCUGCAAAAGGACCCUCAAUGGCUGUUUCACUGUGGCCUUUGAUGGGUUAUUACAGGAGUUUGAGCUUGGGUGUAGGAUAAGGGAAAGACCUUUUGUUGAACUACCCCAUUCGACUCCCCUUUCCUGUUUCACCCUCCUCCCCCACUCCCAGACCUUUCUUUCCACCCCUUUGUGACUAUAGCAAAUCUUGUUAUCGAGGAAAAGUUUAUUUCUUGAGGUGCCUCUUGGACAUUUGGCAGCCAGGAAAUGUAUAUGGGACCCCAAGAUUCACCAUACAAGGGAGCAUUACUCCAGCAGAUUUCUCUGUCAGCCUAUGGCAACUCUUGUUCAAGGGGACUUCUGUACUGUACCAUCUCCUUGCCCACCUGAAGAGGCAGCAUCACAUCUGUUUUGUGCUUAAAAUGAAACUUAAGUGGUGAUUCUAUAAACAGGAUCUAUGAGAUGUACCACUUAGAGAAAGCUCUCAGUUUUUAGCUCAUAUUUUCAACAAUUUAACAUAGUUCCAACCUUCUUCCCCCUCCCCUCAGCCUCUCCACUCCCCUACCUCACUUCUCCCUCCUCCGCCCCACCCCCACCCCCCAUCAUGAGGAAUACAUUUUCCAGUUCCUGACAUGACUAAAUAAAUGCCUGGCUUCCCUCCCUGAGCAAGACCUGAACAGAAGGCAUGUAGUGCAGCUGAAUUCUUCCAGGUGUCCCACAUUUAGAAUGCACUCAUAGCCCUGUUUUAGCAGUUAGCUUAGGAUUCCCUGGUGCUCCAGUAAAGGAGGUGUGGAAAGUAUUAGGUAGGCUUUUCGUGUGCCUGCUCAUGCACACGUGUGCACAGCAUUCCCCAGGGGAGAUAUCCUAGCAGUAUUACCAGGCAGAAACUGAGCAGUGGCAAGGGCAUGUCUGUUCCACAGAGAACUGACUGAGUCCAGAGGUGUUAUUUAAGGAGUAACAAAAUGUUCAGGAUGGUCUCAAGGGCAUAACCAGCAGAAGAGAUUCAGCAGGAGAAAUAGCAUGUGUGCUGAGGAAGCCAGGCCGUCCAGACACCCCCCUAUAUGCAAACAGGGGUGACUGCGAGAGCACAGAGGGGCCACAACAGCCGCCUCCCCCAUGAGACCAGUCGCCAGAACAGCAGGCGGGUCAUUGGACGCUGACAGGGAGAGAGGGAAGCUCAGAGGAGGAGCCAGUGAACUUGUUCAUUGAUUUAGAGCAGAUCCGCAGGUAGGCAUUUCAGAGCUGAUGUCAGCUUCCUUCCUUUAGCCUCCAUGAAUAGCGUCUUGUGUUCUAGGCAUCUGCAGGUGAUCAGCUCUUCUCCAUGUAAGUGAGAACACUGCGUCUCUGAAAAAUGGACAUUUUGAGGGACCUAGAGAGGAAAUACCAAAAAAGAAGGGUGUUUUUUGGGGAGAGGGCUUAAAGAAUGUAAGCAAAACCUUUGGUUCCAAGGAAAGGAGGUGAGUGGUGGUGUGGAGGGGAAGAAGGAGAGAGGAACGGAGGCAUCAGAUCACUGAUGCUCUGGCCUGGUAUUUGGUAGCGGGAAGGCAUUGUUUGGUGCAAAUAGAGAUGCUGCCAUGUACAGACCACUUGAUGGAGUGGUUCCUGUUUGAGAUGAGUCAGGAAGUAGCUUUGUGUGGGCCAAGAGUGGUGUGGGGAGCGGAUAAGGCCUAGAGAGGAAGGGGUCAAGGGUAAAGGGUAUCUUGUGUCACUGGAAGAAAUAGAAAAUGAAUGUUAGAGAAGAGACUAGAAUAUGGUUUGAGGAAAUUAUUGUUGUUGAUUGACUAAAGAAAGCAGAUUGUGCACUCCAGAGAGGAAGCCUGUUUUGAACUUGAUUACUGAAAGCUUGAGGUUUACCAGGUGGAUCCUUGAGAAUCUAAUUGUGUUUUUUUUUGCCACUGCAUAAAAGAUAUGGGGAAUCUGUGCAACCUUGGUGCUCAAACAUCGUCUGAAGCCUUUAACUUGCUUUUUCUUUCCUGAGCAACUGAGCCAUCAAAGAUCUCACAGUCAUGUUUUCCUGUGGCUCCUUCCCAAUGGAAAGUAGUGAAAAGCAACCUCAGAACACUUUCUGGAUGACAUUAUUAAACAUUUGGGAAGGUGUUUAUUUAACAUUACUACUUCCAUAUCGCCCACCUGCCCUGCUAAUAGAUUGGUGUUGACUGUUAAGGUUGGGGAAUGAAACUGAGUUAAGCUCACAUUCCCUGGUCAGGAAGCACAUCCUACAAAGUUCUCUGGGUCAACUAAAUGUUCUGGUCUACCAGGUGCAGUCUGGAUUCUUUAAUGUAUGUGUAGAUACCUGUAUGUUUGUCUAGAGGGGUGGGAGGUGGGGAAGAGGAAGAGGAGAAUGUGACUCCUAUCAAUUGGCUUUGGGGAAGCUUAAAUACACCACAGCCCAAGAGCAACCCCACCCUUGGAGAAAGCUUUGUUAGGUUCAUCAAAAAGAAGCUUUCCUCCCACCCCAUUUCCCCAGAUCCCUGCUCCCAUUACCUUCUUUACUGUACUCCCCCCACCCCUAAACAAAACAAGCAAGCUGCAAAGGACCUUAAGGGUCCUUAACCACAUAGGGAGGCUAUCAUAGGAGUGACACAGGCCCCAAGGGCUGAAUCUUCGUUCUGUGUCUCUGCUGUUGGAAUAAAACAAGAAGUAUCUGAACUUCUCCAGUGGCACUGCCAUGUGGCUGAGUAGUUUUCCAUUUCCUGGAAGAGUGCCAAAGGGUUUGGCCAAGCUGAGAGCCAGGUCUCUACCAGUAGGCGCUUGGAUGCUUCCAAAACAAGAGGCCCUGAGUGUUAUGUUAAUAAAGCUGUUGAUACCAUAGCCAUGGUAGGUAAUCCAUAUUGGAUAUCAAUAAGGACCACGUGGAAAUAUUUAAAGAGAGAGAGAAAAAAGUAAAUAUAUAUAUAUAUA
Molecule: messenger RNA, 5037 nt
Organism: Dromiciops gliroides (monito del monte)
Lineage: Eukaryota; Metazoa; Chordata; Mammalia; Microbiotheria; Microbiotheriidae
Gene: MAFK
Product: MAF bZIP transcription factor K
Exons: 3
Coding region: 1569-2039 (156 amino acids)
Biological process (GO): regulation of transcription by RNA polymerase II
Cellular component (GO): nucleus
Molecular function (GO): DNA-binding transcription factor activity, RNA polymerase II-specific; RNA polymerase II cis-regulatory region sequence-specific DNA binding
Source: RefSeq, a predicted model, not a curated record